This is a messenger RNA of Pezoporus occidentalis (night parrot), 828 nucleotides long. It is a transcript of the gene CNN1, whose product is annotated as calponin 1. Gene Ontology annotation, cellular component: actin cytoskeleton. Gene Ontology annotation, biological process: actin filament organization; actomyosin structure organization. The record is from RefSeq and is a predicted model, not a curated record. NCBI's taxonomy places the organism in Eukaryota, Metazoa, Chordata, Aves, Psittaciformes, Psittacidae. Gene Ontology annotation, molecular function: actin filament binding. Bases 112 to 828 code for a protein of 238 amino acids. The transcript is spliced from 6 exons.
CAUACCCCAUAUCCCCUCUCCCAGCUGGCCCAGAAGUACGACCCCCAGCGGGAGCGGGAGCUCCGCGCCUGGAUCGAGGCCACCACCGGCCGCCGCAUCGGGGACAACUUCAUGGAGGGCCUCAAGGACGGGGUCAUCCUGUGCGAGCUCAUCAACAAGCUCCAACCCGGCUCCGUGCAGAAGGUGAAUGAACCCGUCCAGAACUGGCACAAGCUGGAGAAUAUCGGGAACUUCCUGAGGGCCAUCACGCGCUAUGGGGUGAAGCCCCACGACAUCUUCGAGGCCAACGACCUCUUUGAGAACACCAAUCACACGCAGGUGCAGUCCACCCUCAUCGCCCUGGCCAGCCAGGCCAAGACCCUGGGGAACAAUGUGGGGCUGGGGGUGAAAUACGCCGAGAAGCAGCAGCGGCGCUUCCAGCCGGAGAAGCUGCGCGAGGGGCAGAGCAUCAUCGGGCUGCAGAUGGGCACCAACAAGUUCGCCAGCCAGCAGGGCAUGACGGCCUAUGGGACCCGGCGCCACCUCUAUGACCCCAAACUGGGCACGGAGCAGCCCCUGGACCAGGCCACCAUCAGCCUCCAGAUGGGCACCAACAAGGGGGCCAGCCAGGCGGGGAUGACGGCGCCGGGCACGAAGCGGCAGAUCCUGGCGGCGCCGGCGUUGGGCAUGGAGCGUUGCGACGCGCUCACCAUCGGCCUGCAGAUGGGCAGCAACAAGGGAGCCUCGCAACGGGGCAUGACCGUCUACGGCCUGCCCCGCCAGGUCUGCGACCCCAAGUACUGCGCCGGCCUCCUCGACGGCCUCGACGGGCCCAAUCAUCACCCCUGA